AUGAGACUGGAGAGUAGGGUCAGCCCUCACUCUCGAAUCCGGUGGAUGAGGGGCACCCCUCCAAGGGUGUCUCUGCGUCUCAACCGGCCAAGAUUGAGUCACUGCAACCUCUCAGAGAGAAGCUGUGAUGCUCUGUCCUCAGUUCUCAACUCUGUUUCCUCUUGUCUGAAAGAGCUGGACCUCAGUAACAAUAACCUACAGGUCUCAGGAGCAAAGUUUCUGUCUGCUGCACUGCAGAGUCCACAUUGUACACUGGAAACACUCAGAUUGAGGAGCUGUGGUUUAUCAGAGAUCAGCUGUGAUUAUCUGGCAGCAGCUCUGAAGUCUAACCCCUCCCACCCGAGUGUGCUCGAUCUGAGUGGACACUACAACAACCUGCAGGAUUCAGGAGUGAAACAAUUGUGUGUUCUUCUGGAGAAUCCACGAUGUCGAUUUGAAACUCUGAGAUUGGGGAGCUGUGGUUUGUCAAAGAUCAGCUGUGGUUAUCUGGCAGCAGCGCUGAAGUCCAACCCCUCCCAUCUGAGAGAGCUCGACCUGAGUAAUGACUACCUGUCCUUGACUAGGAACAACAACCUGCAGGAUUCAGGAGUGAAGCAGCUGUGUGGUUUUCUGGAAAGUCCAGGAUGUGGACUUGAAACUCUGAGACUGGAGCGCUGUGGUUUGUCAGAGAUCAGCUGUGAUUAUCUGGCAGCAGUGCUGAAGUCCAACCCCUCCCAUCUGAGAGAGCUGGACCUGAGCCUGAACAACCUGCAGGAUUCAGGAGUGAAGCAUCUGUGUGGUUUUCUGCAGAGUCCAGGAUGUGGACUUGAAACUCUGAGAUUGAGUUACUGUGGUUUGUCAGAGAACAGCUGUGACUAUCUGGCAGCAGCGCUGAAGUCCAACCCCACCCAUCUGAGAGAGCUGGACCUGAGAGAAACUACAGCGUGCAGGAUCCAGAUGUGAAGCAGCUGUCUGAUCUUCAAGAGAGUCCAGACUACAGACUGGAGACUC
This is a messenger RNA of Pelmatolapia mariae (spotted tilapia), 990 nucleotides long. RefSeq names its product NACHT, LRR and PYD domains-containing protein 12-like. Bases 1 to 942 code for a protein of 313 amino acids. Gene Ontology annotation, biological process: intracellular signal transduction. The transcript has 6 exons. Gene Ontology annotation, molecular function: protein binding. Lineage: Eukaryota; Metazoa; Chordata; Actinopteri; Cichliformes; Cichlidae. The record is from RefSeq and is a predicted model, not a curated record.